AUGAAGCAAUCGAAGGCCGUUGUUGCUGCGCUAGCUCUCGGCGUCGUGGUCACCGCGGCGGUGCUGCUGCCCGGAGCGACAGUGGCGGCGGUCGCGACGCGGCCGACCAAGUACACGUACCAGGAGGACGCGAGCAGCGACUUCAUAAGGAGCGUGGGCACGUUCUCGGUAACCGUGUACAAGCUCUCCCACGGGCUCACCAUGUACUACGCGAGCACGUCACAGUGCUGGUCCGUGGCGUCCGGGGAGGGCUACGAGUACUGGAUGGUGCUCACGGCAAAGAACGGCGCAGGGGUCUACAGCAGGUAUGUGUCCAUCGUCUGGGGCAUCCCGGGGUCCGAGUCCAGGACGUGGAAGCUACUCAGCUUCAGCAGCACCGACUGA
Molecule: messenger RNA, 384 nt
Organism: Triticum turgidum subsp. durum (durum wheat)
Lineage: Eukaryota; Viridiplantae; Streptophyta; Magnoliopsida; Poales; Poaceae
Source: the annotation of a GenBank genome assembly